AUGGGGUUGGCCGCGUUCGGGCUCUUCGACAAAGAAAAAGGAGAGGUGCAGUGCGGUGAGCAAGAGAUUCGGCCUUGCGUUGGGAGAGCGGAUCGAGGUUGACUUUGAAUGCUACGCGUACUCUUGAUCCGCCUCAAGACUCGCCACCUAUCCCGACAAGCCGACCGCCGACGCCAGCAGCAGGUGGACCGCCUCCUCCCUCGGCGAACAAAGAGCCCUUACUGAACGUGGCCAACUUGAGCUUCGGCACGAUUGCGUGAGCGGAGGGAAUUCAUGGCAAAGUGCAGAAUUGCGCGCCACGCUGCUCACCCUUGCGAAUCCCUACAUCGAUGGCCACAUGACCCGCAGAGGUCUUUGCUCUGGCGUCUUUGUCAAAAAGGGACUCAAAUUGUUGGCGGUGCUGCUGGGUGAGGGCAAAGCGUGCAGCGUACUUGGCGCGACAUGCAAGUCCACUUGCUCAUCGUCCCGUCACUCGUCCGCACAGGUGCCGCCUUUAUCCUUCUCCAAUAUCUCUCCACUCAACAUCUCAUCAGCGUAAAUUGGUCCGGCAUAGCUUCUCGUUACGAAAAAGCAGCCGAUCGAGCUGCUCAACAGACUGGCAAUCAGAACGCCCCCACAUCCUGGCGAGACUCUAGAUUGGCAAAAAUCUGGGGCAGGUUCAUCAAUUUCUUGACGACCGGAUUUCAGUGGAAAGCCAGCUUCAUUGCGGGCUUCGGUGUCGGGUUCAGGUACGGCUGA
Molecule: messenger RNA, 738 nt
Organism: Ceraceosorus bombacis
Lineage: Eukaryota; Fungi; Basidiomycota; Exobasidiomycetes; Ceraceosorales; Ceraceosoraceae
Source: the annotation of a GenBank genome assembly